AUGCCCACGUGGGGCAUACAGGUGGUGCCGCCUCCCGAAGGGCAGGUGGUGGUCGUUGGGGACACACACGGCCAGUAUCACGACGUCUGUCGCAUGCUAGAGGUGGUUGGCAGCCCAGCCGCAGGCUGCAUGUACGUGUUCAAUGGCGACUUUGUGGACCGCGGCGCCUGGGGCCUGGAGACGCUGGUCCUGCUGGCCUCCUGGAAACUGGCACUGCCGCAGCAGGUGUUCCUGCUGCGCGGCAACCAUGAGAGCGCCACCUGCACCCUCGCCUACGGCUUCAAGGGUGAGCUCGUGGCCAAGUACGGCAAGAGCCACUGGCGGCCUGUGUAUGCGGCCUGUAAGCGGCUGUUCUCCUCGCUGCCGCUUGCUGCCAAGAUUGGGCAGCAGACGCUUGUGGUGCACGGAGGCCUGUUCCGGCGGCAGCCGCAACGAGGCGUUGGCAAAAACAAGCGCAAGCGUGCGCACCCGCUGCUGUAUGGCCUGGACGACGUGACGCUGGGCACGUUGGAGGACUUGGCGCGGGCCACCAAGGGCGGCAUGGACCCCAACGGCCUGGGUGCCUCGCGCCUUGCCUCGGAUGUGCUGUGGAGCGAUCCAGUGGGGGAUCCAGGCUUCCAGCCCAACGUGGCGCGCGGCGUGGGCAUGUGCUUUGGCCCCGAUAUCACCGAGCGUUUCUUGAACCAGAAUGGCCUGCGCCUGGUGUUGCGGUCACAUGAGGGCCCAGAUGCGCGAGAGGGGCGGGAUGACAUGCAGCCCAUGAGCGGCGGGUACACACUCGACCACGACACCCCCGCGGGCAAACUCAUGACCGUCUUCAGGCAUGCAAUGGGGCUCAGGAACGCCCCCGACUACCCGCAGUUCAUGCCGGAGGAGGCAGAGCGGUACAACAAUCUGGCCGCGGUGGCGGUGCUGAUGGCACCUGAUUGGGCCACCCCCACCAUGCGGCAGUUUGCAGCGGCUCACCCGCGGCCAGAGGCGCAGCCCUACUACGACCUGUAUGUGCCAGACAGCGACGAGGAGUUUGAGCCGGCAGCCAGCAGCGCGAGUGGCAUGACAGACGUCGAGCGCCCCAGCGCCUCGACCAUGUCGGUCGCUAGCGGCGCUGGCACCUCGCAGCAGCCGCCGUUGCAGCAGCUGCCGACGGCGGAGGCAGACAGCAUGGAGGCGGCAGGCGCAGCAGCAACGCCUGCUGCACAAGAGACGAGCAGCAAGUCGGAGGAGACGGCCGUGGUAGCCAUGGCUGAGGCCGUGGGGGAGGGCAGCAGCCGCAGCAGGCCGCCCAUACAACCAAUCCGAGUGGCGGCGCAUCUGCAGCAUGGGGCGGCAUCUGCAGCACGGGGCGGCAAGCGAGUUAGGGAGGCUGCCGCCGUUGCGAAUCUCGCAGCAGAGCCCCCUUGUCCUCCUGUUUAG
This is a messenger RNA of Chlorella variabilis, 1413 nucleotides long. RefSeq lists its product as hypothetical. The transcript has 9 exons. Bases 1 to 1413 code for a protein of 470 amino acids. NCBI's taxonomy places the organism in Eukaryota, Viridiplantae, Chlorophyta, Trebouxiophyceae, Chlorellales, Chlorellaceae. Gene Ontology annotation, cellular component: nucleus; cytosol. The record is from RefSeq and is a predicted model, not a curated record. Gene Ontology annotation, molecular function: protein serine/threonine phosphatase activity.